This is a messenger RNA of Arvicola amphibius (Eurasian water vole), 6703 nucleotides long. RefSeq names its product solute carrier family 39 member 10 (gene Slc39a10). Gene Ontology annotation, molecular function: zinc ion transmembrane transporter activity. Gene Ontology annotation, cellular component: membrane. Lineage: Eukaryota; Metazoa; Chordata; Mammalia; Rodentia; Cricetidae. The coding region runs from base 1876 to 4365 and encodes 829 amino acids. The transcript has 10 exons. The record is from RefSeq and is a predicted model, not a curated record. Gene Ontology annotation, biological process: zinc ion import across plasma membrane; positive regulation of B cell receptor signaling pathway; intracellular zinc ion homeostasis.
GCAGUGAGAUGAGGCACAGUGGACAAGCCGUGUGACAGUUGUGUAUCAGAUGGGCGGAUAACUCAGACGCCAGCUUACCCAGCACCUCAGAGAGGAGUGGUGAGACGCAGACGAGAGAGGGGCUCAUUUUAACUAGUGUUCAAGUAGAAUAAUGUAAUUUUAUCUAGGCUGACAAUUUAUCUCUGCAUUAUUCUCUUAUUUCGGUGCUUCUGAAAUAAAGACAAAACCGUCACAGUUAUUAGUAAAAAGAGUGUCUGCAUUGGGCUUUACGGGUUACUGACUCUUUCUCAUUUGACCAUUAAAAUGUCUAGGUGGGGAAGAAACUGUGGAAUAAAUAGAAUUUUAAAUUUUUUAAUUGAUUAAUUGAUUAUUUUUGGCUAACAAGGAGGUCCCUCAGGCCAGGGAGCUUGUUGCUUUGAUUAGCAUGCCCCCUACCCAGCACGGCUCUUCUGCUCACCCCGUUGUACUUGAGAAGCCAGCAUCCUCUGCCAGGACGUGCCCCGUCCUUUUCAUGGGAUAUUUGGUUUCAUUCUGAAAGGUAUGUCAUGUUUUUAACACACGAUUGAUUAUUGCCUCGUAGAUGUAUGUAGUCAGAUACCCAGAGUUGUUGACAUCCGUUCCUGCGAGUUGCCAGUGAGCCCUUGUAUGGCUUUCCUACAGUCUCACGGUCUGACCAAGCAACAGUGGUUUGUUGUCCUGCAUCCCCGAGGCUAAACAAGUCUGAAACCAGGCGACCACAGACACAGAUUCUGAAAACGUUAAGGGAGAAGAAGCCUUAAUUACCAAAUUUCCUUUUACCUCCCUUCUGGUGGUUCCCAGUUUCUUGGUGCUCUGUAGCUUCUAGCCACAUCACUAAAUUUAAUAUUUAAAUUUAAUAUUUGGUGACUUUAUCAGUGAGACUGGAUAAGAAAUUGAAGUGCUUGGGUUAAAAAAAAUCGAAUCUCAGUGUAGCUUUGCAGUAAGAUGUAUAGACUAAUAAUUCUUAGCUCAUGUCACAUAUAAUUCAUCCUAACAUUUUCAGAUAAUUAUAACCUUUGGUUGACUACAGUAUCUAAUGAGGAGUGCUUGAUAAUUUAUUGGUAUAAAUUGUUAGACCUCAAACUUUAGCUAGUUUCUAUCGGACUCAGUAAGAAGCUGGAUUGAAACCAUAACCCAAGACUCAGAUGUGGCAGGUCUGAGUAGGGUGUACUCCAUGACUAGGGUACUCCUGCCUCCAGGAUGAUCCUGAUGCCAGUCAUGCUGCUCCCAGAGCCACCCCUCGCUAACCUCUGCGCAGGUAUGUGGGGUCAGGAAAACAGCGACCACUGCAUCCCACUACCCUGCAUCAACAGGUGUUAACGAUUUGCCAGGUUGCUUCCGGUCAGUUUCUCUCCUCUUUCUGAAAGGAAGCAAAGGCGAUGGAGUAGUCGAAGCCAAGUGCUUCUCUCAGCUCCAGGUCUCCUCCCACCUGCUGCAGAGAACGGCAGGCACGUGCGGUCCUCCCUGCUCUCCCUACCGUGUUAGUCCUAAGAAGGAAAGGUGGUUUCGUUUUGUGGUUUUGUUGUUUUUUUCCCCUGUAAACAGCAGAGUCAAUGCCUUUAUGCUCCCGGUGGUCUUCUCCCAGGCCAUGGCUUCCUUUUAUGAACAUAAUGAUUUCAUUAAGUCUUUGAAGAUUCCAUACAGUGCGUUUUUAUCAUAUUCACCCCUCCCCUAGUUCCUCUCAGAUCCACCCACCCCACCUCCAUACUUAUGACUUGUUUCUUUGUUUUUUGUUUUCUUUUUUUCUUUUCCUUUUUCAGAGAUACCUUUUGAACGGAAAUCCUUAAUUUUAAUUGAAGUCUGUGACAUCAGUUUUCCUUUUUCGGUGCCUUCUUGAAGUUCUUAGGAAGAACAGAAAUGAAGGUGCACAUACACACAAAAUUUUGCCUCAUCUGUUUGCUGACAUUUGUUUUCCAUCAUUGCAACCACUGCCAUGACGACCAUGACCAUGGCCCCGAGGAGCUGCACAGACACCACCGUGGGAUGACAGAGUCCGAGUCCAGCAAGUUUUCAGUGCAGGAUGCUGAAAAUGAAAAGAAGUACUAUAUUGACAAACUUUUUGACCGUUAUGGUGAAAAUGGAAGAUUAUCAUUUUUCGGGCUGGAGAAACUUUUAACAAACUUGGGCCUUGGAGAGAUCAAAGUCGUUGAGAUUAAUCACGAGGACCUGGGCCACGAUCAUGUGUCUCACUUAGACAUUCUGGCGGUUCAGGAGGGAAAGCAUUUUCAUUCGCACAGCCACCAGCAUUCCCACAACCAUUUCAGCUCAGAGAACCGCACUGCGACCAGUGUGACGUCACAGAGAAACCACAGGUGCGACCCGGAGAAGGAGGCAGCUGAAGUCCCCGUGGAGUCUGAGGACAAACACCUGCGUGACCACGGUCACCGCCUGCGUCAUCGGCACCGCUCACACCAUCACCUGGAGCAGAACACGACUCAGCGUCUUCACAAUGCUUCUGUCCCCCACAGUGAGCACGGCGAGCCGGGUCACGGACCUUCCACAGAGACCAAUAGAACCCAAGAACAAUCUGAAGUGAAGCCGCUGAAGGUCAGGAAAAAGGAAAAAGGGAAGAGGAAGAAAGAAAACUCUGAAGCUAACACACCAGGUUUCCUCCCCAACCAUGACCACAGCGAGCAGUACGAGCACAAUCGGGUUCACAAACCUGACCGUGCACACAGCCCGGGUCAUCCGCAUGUACACCUUCCAGAGCGUGACGGCCACGGACACCAAGAUCUUGAUCCUGACAUUGACGGUGAACUUCGACAUACGAGAAAGCGAGAAGCUCCGCAUGUUAAAAAAAGUGCAAUUUAUUCCACUGCUAGCCACAAAGACCACAGGGAAGAUGACCGCCAACAUGAAUGUUUGAAUGUCACUCAGCUGUUGAAGCACUUUGGUCUUGGCCCCAGCUCUCCCAUCUCACCCGAUUUGUUUACAUACCUCUGCCCUGCGCUGCUCUAUCAGAUUGACAGCCGGCUUUGUAUUGAGCAUUUUGACAAACUUUUAGUUGAAGAUUUAAGCAAGGAUAAAACUGUGGUUCCUGAAGAUAAGGCAAAUAUAGGGGCAUCAGCGUGGAUCUGCGGCAUCAUCUCCAUCACCGUCAUCAGCCUGCUCUCCUUGCUGGGCGUGAUUCUGGUCCCCAUCAUCAACCAGGGGUGCUUCAAAUUCCUUCUCACGUUCCUCGUUGCGCUAGCUGUAGGGACAAUGAGUGGAGAUGCCCUUCUUCAUCUGCUGCCCCAUUCUCAGGGUGGACAUGACCACAGCCAUCAGCACGCGCAUGGGCAUGGCCAUUCUCACGGGCACGAGUCAAAGAAGUUUCUGGAGGAGUAUGAUGCCGUGCUGAAGGGACUGGUCGCCCUGGGAGGCAUUUACCUGCUGUUCAUCAUCGAGCACUGCAUUCGGAUGUUCAAGCACUACAAGCAGCAAAGAGGAAAACAGAAAUGGUUUAUGAAGCAGAGCACAGAAGAAUCAGCUAUUGGAAGAAAGCUUUCCGAUCAUACGAUAAACAACACACCAGAUGCUGACUGGCUCCAGCUCAAGCCACUUGCUGGGACUGAGGACUCCGUUGUUUCUGAAGAUCGACUUAAUGAGACCGAACUGACGGAUUUAGAGGGCCAGCCGGAGUCGCCGCCGAAAACUUACCUGAGUGCCGAGGAGGAGAAAAUCAUGGCCCACUCUCAGAGUGACGGGCUACACACCAUUCACGAGCAUGAGGUCCAUGCAGCUUCCCGGAACCACCACGACGAGGACAAGGCCGUGCUGCGGAAGCACAACCACCAGUGGCACCACAAGCACUCCCAUCACUCGCACGGCCCCUGCCACUCCGGCUCGGAUCUGAAAGAGACGGGCAUCGCCAAUAUAGCCUGGAUGGUGAUCAUGGGGGACGGCAUCCACAACUUCAGUGACGGGCUCGCCAUCGGGGCCGCGUUCAGCGCUGGACUGACCGGAGGAAUCAGUACUUCGAUAGCCGUCUUCUGUCACGAGCUGCCACAUGAAUUAGGGGAUUUUGCGGUUCUUCUGAAAGCAGGCAUGACGGUAAAGCAGGCGAUUGUGUACAAUCUGCUCUCCGCCAUGAUGGCUUACAUAGGGAUGCUCAUCGGCACAGCCGUCGGCCAGUACGCCAACAACAUCACCCUCUGGAUCUUCGCCGUCACGGCAGGCAUGUUCCUCUACGUGGCCUUGGUGGAUAUGCUCCCAGAAAUGCUGCACGGUGACGGUGACAACGAGGAGCAUGGCUUUUGUCCAGUCGGGCAGUUCAUCCUUCAGAAUUUAGGACUCUUGUUUGGAUUUGCCAUCAUGCUGGUGAUCGCCCUCUAUGAAGACAAAAUUGUGUUUGACAUCCAGUUCUGACCAUUCCUGGGUUGACUUCGAGAAUGUUCGUGCAGCUUGCCUCUGUUCCUUGUCCUGCGCACACUGCUCGGGAAUUCAGCGGCCUCCACUACUCACAGGUUCCGUCGAGUCGAGCCUAACCACAAAGACCGGUGCUCAGUGCUGCGUUCUCUGCAUGAAUGGCCUUUGCAAAACAAAGUUUGUGAUAAAGACGGGAGAAAAUGGGACUCCAUGAACCAAUGUUGAUAGAUGUAUAAGACUUUAAAAAAGAGAAUCAUAUAAAACACUAGUCUUUUUAUUAAUAGAAACUUCUGUGGCUAUGCAGAAAUAGAAAUUAAACCAAAAAAUCAUUUAAACUUUAAAAAUAUUUUAAAUGGACUUGGAGCAGACAUUUUUGUGUGUAUGCUAAGAAUGAAUUUUAGUGUCCUUUAAUUCAGCUCCAUAUAUACAUAUGGGAUUAAUAGGGAUCAACUCAACACAACUUCGAAACUGUAUAAAGUCGACUUUAGGAGCUAGAGGGAAGGCCAGGCUGCGUUAGAAUAUGGAUUUAGCAUUGGGAAAAGCCCGUAUUCUUGAAUCUAGAGUUACUAUUUUUGUAUAUAUUUGCAUAGUGUUCAAACUUGCAGCCGAAACUACUGAAAUUUGUGAUUGUAUGUUUGUGUGAACUUCAGUUUAAUGAAAGAUUCUUAAUGGUUCUUUGCAUUACUAUACUUGGUGUUGGGGUUAUUUUCUUUUGUAACUUUGUUUUGAUUUGUGGGGAUGAGUCAGCAUGUAGUAAGAUAUAUCUUUUUCUUAAAAUUACCAUUCUAGAAAAUAUCAAAGGUGUGGCAUUCCAUCUCCCGCGUACCAACAAUUGGAAAAUUGAAGUUCUGUUACUUACCAGUUUUGCAUUGGAACUCAGAACACACGCUGUGGCUGGCAGUAAAAUCCAAGUUUGCCAUGCCUGUUGUCUGUACAUAACGUGUCGGCUACACAGUUACUGCGCGACUGCUGUGGUACCAAGUGCGUGGUUAAACCAAAAUCACUUUAUCAUUUUGUGCCAAGAUACGCUGUUGGUGCCUGGGGCAGAGUAGUCUGUCUGGUGCCUGCUCUCACACACCACUGGACAAGUGAUGUCUGAGAAGCGUGUGCCAUGUUUAGCCCGAUUGUUGACCCAGUAACUUGUAGACUGGUCAUGUGCAGAUCUCUGUUCAUACCUCAUGCCACUCGCUCCUCACCUCUGCAAGGAACCUGUGUCUGAACCGUGUGCAGCUAGCUUUACUCUACCUGCGUGGCAGUCAGGAGAGCCCUUGGGGAAAACAAACAACAAACUGUAAGAGCCAAACCCCGUCCAUUCCAUUUUAAAUGUUUUCAUUCAGUCCUUUCCCCCAGUUCUUUUCCGCUUACUGUGUCUGAGAGCAGCGCAUGCACCCAGGUGUUAGCGGAUACUCGUCAGUAUUCAUUAUGCUCUAAGCGAGGGUUCCUUGGUGUCUCCUGUAAUUUAUGCUUGAAUUUUCUGAGCUCCCGCUCCCCUGAAGUAGCGGUCUGUCCACGUUUUCAGCCCUGGGCAUAGCUAGGACAGACCUCUUGCCUCAUUGCUUGGCCGUUGAGCAACCUGCUGAAAGGUGCUGGCCUACUGAGAACUGCCAACUUCAAGUGACUUCGAUAUUUUUCUUGCAAAACCAAGAUAUGUUUGUAGUUCAUUUUUGAGUUUUACACCCCAGGAGGAUUGUGCAUUCCAGCAGUGAAUCUGCUUCAUUUAAAACAACAGCUGGAAUAGUCCAUUCUGAAAUGCCUGAUUUAAAGCCAAUCAGUUAUGCUUACAGUCUAGAAAGUUUGUCUUUCUUUGCUAGAUCUUCUUAACCGUUUAGGAGAGCUUUAACAGUUGCUGCUAGUAUUUUGAUAGGGUUCCACCAGUAUUUAGUUUUUGCAUUCUUCUAAUGUAUAGUUUCAGGUCUCACUAGACAAUCCUAAUUCCACUACAUUUCUGUUUGGCUCCAACAUUCCACUUGGCUUGAGCAGUCUGGUUUUAACAUACACUUGUUGGAGGUCACCAAUGUUACUUGUCCAAUGCUGUCGCCGUGUGACACCCAUAUGGAUUUGGUGUUCUGUUACAUUGCAUUCAAUCAGCUGUGAUUAUGCUUAGAAAUGCUAUAGUAACUUGGUGCAGUGUGAACCGUUCCAUUAACAGGGAGUCGGUGGCUCAAAUGUGAUUAUGGUCCCGCAAGGUGAUACUUGCUAAAAUAUCUAAACAUUUUUUGUUGUUGUUGUAACUGAAUCAUUUUUUUAAAUUUUUAAAGCUGGAAGUGAUCAAAUGCUGUUUUUUUUUUCAUUGUCAACAGUGGUAUGUCAUUUUAUAUAUGUUCCUAAUGCUUAUGGA